This is a messenger RNA of Suillus subaureus, 968 nucleotides long. RefSeq names its product PRELI-like family-domain-containing protein. Gene Ontology annotation, molecular function: phosphatidic acid transfer activity. NCBI's taxonomy places the organism in Eukaryota, Fungi, Basidiomycota, Agaricomycetes, Boletales, Suillaceae. The record is from RefSeq and is a predicted model, not a curated record. The transcript has 3 exons. Gene Ontology annotation, biological process: phospholipid transport. Bases 110 to 847 code for a protein of 245 amino acids. Gene Ontology annotation, cellular component: mitochondrial intermembrane space.
ACAUAGUGCCCUUCACCCACACAUCAUCCUGUAGCUGUGCUGUCCUCUCUCUCGCUCUACUCUUUAACCACGACUUGAAUUGAAACCAACCGUACCGGGAUCGUUGACAAUGAAGUUCUUUUCUCAAUCCUUCUUGUACGACGAUCCCUGGUCCAUUGUCUCUCUCGCCUUCUUUUUACGCUAUCCUAAUCCAUACGCUGCACAUGUCAUCUCGUGCGAUGUCAUUGACAGGCACCAGACAGAGUCGGGCUCCUUAUUGACAACAAGACUUAUUUUGAAAAGGGGAGCUUUACCAAGAUGGGCCCCUCAAGGAAUUAUCUCGAGGGCGGAGUCCUGGGUCAUCGAGGAGAGCGAAGUGGACCCCUUUGGAAAGUUUGUUCGGUGCAGGACUAAAAACCUUGAUCAUGUCAAGGUUAUGCAAGUCGAGGAAACCCAACUGUUCGAGCAAAAUGGAGACGGGUACGUGUCACUUAUCUUACAUAGACGAGUUGCACUAACGGCUGUCCCGAGCAGUCGUACUGUGCAGACAACGGAGGCAUACAUUACCUCCAAGUUCGGCUGGGGAAUGACAAAACGAAUUGAGAGCCACGGACUCGCUCGGUUCAAGGCCCACGUUCAAAGAUCUCGGCAGGGUGUCUCCCUCAUUCUUGACCUAAUUCGCCAGGCUCGUUUGCAGCCUAUGGCGUUAGGCUCGUAUAUAACGCAUCUUCACUCAGAACGUUCUUUCGCUUCUUCAGAUACUCCGGCUUCAUCCCACAGCCCAGACAAUGCUGGGCAUACGCCAGAGGAGUAUUCUUCGCCCACGACUGAAAAUACUUGGUUGGGCAAAAUAUGGGGUAGUAGGUGAUCGGUUUGCAGUCUUUUUUUAUUUACUUGCUCCCUGCUCGACAUAAUCUGGUUUUCGUUUUACCUGUUGCACUCAUUGUAUCAUUAGUGGCAUCUAGUACCCUCACAAAUGUUUUUCACGU